ACUAUUGUAAAAGAACGUAAAUAAUAGUACUAUUGAAGUAUAUAUUUUGAUAUACUAUGAUAUAUUACUUUACGUGGUCUCCAUUGGCUCAAACAAGUAGCAUCUAUCCAUCUACAGCUCGAAAUCUACCAGCAGCCAUGACUGAUCCUCCAAAUCACUUCUUCAAGUUCAUUCCACCAGGCUUCAAGUUUAACCUUUCGAUUCCAAAAUCUUUUUUGACGAAGUUAGACGGAUGGAGAGGCAAGAAAGCAAUACUGAGACGAGGGUGUCACAAUUGGGCCGUGCACAUUGGCGACGGAGGGGUUUUUGGUGACGGUUGGAGUAAGUUUGUGGUGGAGAAUGGAGUGCAAGAGUUUGACAUUAUUGUGUUCAAACAUCAAGGAAACAUGGUGUUUGACUUUUUAGUGUUUGACCCAUCUGCAUGUGAAAGACAAUAUCCAAAUUUACCUAAAGAAGUAGAAGUCUCUCUCCCACAAUCUUCUGAUUCACUUCACACACAUGAGAGGUCAAAGAUUCUCAAAAAGCGCAAGAGGGCUGACUAUUCGUCUCAAAGCAAAGAUGAACGUCUUCGACUCGAUGACGAUAGCUGUUUUGUGACUGUAAUGACACCUUAUAAUAUCACAAGCUCAAGAUUGAGUGUUCCGUUGAAAUUCGCUAGAUCAAAUGGAUUAACUACCAAAAGAAUGCGUACACAAAUAGUUCUAGUGGACGAAGCCAAGAGAACUUGCCCAGCAGAACUCCAUAUCAGGACUGAUCAAAUUCGUUUAACCGGUUGGCAUAAACUCAUGAUAAAAAACGGCUUAAAAGUUGGGGAUGCGUGUAUGUUUAAGCUCGUAGAGGAAGGAGAAGUGCCCGUUUUUAAUUUCUAUAACCUAGGGAAGAAGCGCACCAACAACUAUAUUCCAGUAAAGGAGGAGAGUAGUUCAAGGAUAAAGAAGAUGGACAAUGCGAGUUGCGACAAUCAUCCUUACUUUAUUUUAUCUAUGAAGUCUUAUUCUAGAGAGGCGGGUCUGUAUCUUCCCAUUGAAUUUUCAAUAUCAAGUGGUUUAGAUAUAGGAGAAAUGAUCCUCAGAGACGAUGAAGGUAGAUCAUGGAAAACUCAGCUCAGGAAAAGUGGUGAAAAAUAUUUGUGUUUUAAUCGUGGUUUUAGAGCUUUCUGGGAUGUGAAUGGAUUAAAGGUUGGUGAGGAGUACAAGUUUGUGCUAGUUGAGAACGAGAAGGGAAAACCUCCCGUCAUGAACGUUUCUUAUCUAGGAAAGAAGAACACCAAUAACCACGUUCAAGUAACGAAGGAGAGUAAACCAACGAUAAAGAUAAAGAAGACGACUGGCUCGAGUCUCGGCAAUCAUCCUUACUUUAUUUUAACUAUGAGGCCUUCUUAUAGAGAGUGUGGUCUGUAUCUUCCCGUUGAAUUUUCGAAAACAAAUGGUUUAAAAGUAGGAGAAAUGAUCCUUAUAGAUGCUAAAGGUGGAUCAUGGAAAAUUCAGCUUAAGAAAAAAGGUGAAAAAUAUUUAAGUUUUGGUCGUGGUUUUAGAGAUUUCUGGGAUGCGAAUGGAUUAGAGGUUGGUGAUGACUACAAGUUUGUGCUCGACGAGAAGGAGAAGGGCAAGCCUCCCAUCAUGAUUGUUUCUUAUCUAGGAAAGAAGAACACCAACAACCACGUUCAAGUAAAGAAGGAGAGUAAACCUACGAUAAAGAUACAGAAGACGACUGGCUCGAGUCUCGGCAAUCGUCCUUACUUUAUUUUAACUAUGAGGCUUUCUAUUAGAGAGUGUGGUCUGUAUCUUCCCGCUAACUUUUGGAUAUCAAAUGGUUUGAAAGUAGGAGAAAUGAUUCUUCGAGACGAUAGAGGUAGAUCAUGGAAAGUCCAACUCAACAAACAUGGUAAAAAACGAUUAUAUAUUGGACGUGGUUUUAGAGAUUUCUGGGUGGCGAACGGACUAAUGGAAGGUAAUGCGUACAAGUUUGAGCUAGCUGAGAACGAGAAGGAUAAGCCUCCCGUUGUGAACUUUUCGUUGGCGGUAGACUCGACUCCAUCUGAAAUAGAAGACCGUCAUCCUUCAUCGGCAAAGUGAAGUCCUGCUACGUAGAAUAGUCGCCGCUCCGGUCCUUUCCUUUCUAUUACCUUUACAUCACUGACAACUAUUCCUAAACCCUUUCGUUACGGAAUGACAGAGAAUAGUAUGCUUUAUGAUAAUGUUGUUGUGUUUAACUUUUUAAACUUAUAGAGAUUAUGGAACGGGAAUUAAUUUAA
This is a messenger RNA of Helianthus annuus (common sunflower), 2254 nucleotides long. Its product is annotated as B3 domain-containing protein REM10-like. Gene Ontology annotation, molecular function: DNA binding. The transcript has 12 exons. The coding region runs from base 57 to 2075 and encodes 672 amino acids. The record is from RefSeq and is a predicted model, not a curated record. NCBI's taxonomy places the organism in Eukaryota, Viridiplantae, Streptophyta, Magnoliopsida, Asterales, Asteraceae.